Molecule: messenger RNA, 2489 nt
Organism: Exophiala oligosperma
Lineage: Eukaryota; Fungi; Ascomycota; Eurotiomycetes; Chaetothyriales; Herpotrichiellaceae
Exons: 3
Coding region: 386-2155 (589 amino acids)
Biological process (GO): protein polyubiquitination
Molecular function (GO): metal ion binding; ubiquitin protein ligase activity
Source: RefSeq, a predicted model, not a curated record
GUGUCUGCGAUCAUUGAUAAAAGACCAUAUCAGUCUCCCCAGCCUUCGUCCGUGAGAGUCCUACACAGAUCGCUCCACGUAUCUGUUGCUCCACCUGAAUAGACCUCAACCACGGCCUCACACUUUGCAGUCGCAACAACAAACACAUCCGCCAAACCGGCUCCCAUCCCACGCAUAUCUGCCCAAACACACGUGGAAGAGCCUACACCGUCCCUGGGCCUGCGCGCAAGGAGUACGCAUGACUCGUGGCACCCCUCCAGCAUUCCUCGCCUCAGCGUAGUCUGACCUUCUCUGAAAAGACCGACCUUCUCCUCCGACCUUCGAAUCUUACACGACUCGCCUUCGAUCUCGACUUAGCCUCUUGACAACCGACGCCGAGUCUGACAUGAGCACGGCCUUUCCUCGACAAGCUGCAAACACUGAAGGACUGUGGAAUGAUCAUGAUCAACCUCCGAAUAUGAAUAGGGGUCAUUCGAACAGUCUGUCAUCGGCACAAAUGCCUGGGUCCACGAUCCAAGGACAGAAUCGAGCGCGCAACGGUUUUGGCGCAAAUGGUGAAAAGGCUGUUCCCGUGCCUGGAUAUGGAAAUGGGGUAGACAGAAAGAGCAGCAUCGGAGGAUCCGGAGGCGCAUCAUUAUUCGACAUGGCAAGGAGCCCUCCAAAUGCCUCAAACAAGAACACCAAGCAUGUCCCAUGCAAGUUCUUCCGGCAGGGUGCCUGUCAAGCAGGCAACGCAUGCCCAUUCUCACACUCCCUCGACCCAAUGAGCCACCAAGCGCCAUGCAAAUACUUUAUGAAGGGGAACUGCAAAUUCGGCGCCAAAUGUGCUCUGGCCCACUACCUUCCCGACGGACGACGUGUCAACCGAGCAGAUCUUGACGUCGGCUUAGCAAUGGCUAAUCGCAACUAUACUUACUCGAACCGAGAACAACAAUCCUUCCCAUCUCAGGAUGCAGCAGAGUCGAUGCUGAACCAGCAACCUUACAAUGCAGAUUACUUCCCCAAUCAAGGAUUCCCACUCAUGGACAGCGAUGAGCCCGAUGCAUUCCAGGACCGAUACAAUCAAUACCAGACUGCUUCUGCCCUCGAUUCGGGUUUGAACUCCCCUCCAACCUCACAGUUCGGCUCACCUCCGAACGACUACCAAUUCCCGAAGUCGCCGGUCGACAACCUCCGAACCGCACUCAAUGCUCCCCUCCCACACUCUUUCGAUGCCAAUGGCAUUUCUCAUAUCGCACAAUAUGGACCUCUAGGGCAGUCUGUACCCGACAAGUUUGGUUUACGGUCCCCCGCAUCAUCUUCCCUUUCCCGACAACUUGGAAGUCCUCCUGAAUCCAUAGUCAAUGUAAGAAACGCCAAUCUUGGUUCGAAUCUUCGCAAUGCAUCACCGCUUGGAGUGUCUCCGCAGAACACGGAAGACUCGAUCAGCCAGAGGAUAAUGCACUCACAACGACCGAUCAAGAUGAGAGGUUUGUCGGCCAGUGUCCCUCGCUCAAACUUGUAUCACGAGUGGGAAGAAAACCUUGGGAGUGAAACCGACUUGUUGCCCAAUAGCCUGCACGACGAAGUUCUUACACCGCAAGAAAAGAUGAGGCGAAUGUCACGACCUGAGCAAGAUCUCGGCACGAAGGAUCACGCACGCGGUCUUGCGAUACCAAGUGGCACCUCUUCCACCUCGGUAGGGUCACCGCCGACGGGGAGUCCAUCGAGGUUCAGUGCUUUAUGGGCAGAGCAACGUGAAAAGAAGGCCGCAGAAAACACUAUCCCAAGUAUUGGCCAUGUCGGUUCACCUCUCCGUGGCUCUUGGAUGCCACAAGAAUCCUCGCGACCGAAUGCGCAAGCCUCUGGAAUAUCGCAAGCCAUGGCAAGGAUGCAACUGGACCGUACAGAGUCUGGCGAAUCGAAUGGUGGCAGGGGAAGUGGGCUAAGACAUUCUUCUGCACCCAUCGGCCGUUUGGACCGUGGCAUAGCUAGUCCUGGCUUGAGCUCCAAGAAGAUUGACGAAGAAGUUGAAGGUGUUUUCUUCCCCAUGGAUGGAGACGACAGGGGUUCGGGUUGGAUUGGCCAGUCACCCAGAUUGGCACCGGUGCAGGAGAGGCCUGAUGGAGGAUAUCCUUCGGGCAAAGGCGACAACAUGUGGGCCUUCCGGUCAUGAAUGAACUGUAUUCUGAUGGUCACACGAAACACAGGGACUGACGACUCACGAACGGCGUCUAAAAUUGUACAGCUUUCCAUCAUCAUCAUCAUCGCCCCCCCCCCGCCGUUCAGGAUACGCAUUGCUCAACGACUAAAGAGAAUAAAAAUGCAUACAUAUUAGCCUGGCACUGGAGUUUGCUUUCAGCAUUAACAGGACGGGAUGGUUGGGAAGAAAUCAACUUACGGACGAAGGUUUUAAGCUCUAAUACUCGGUUGCCAUGCGGGCGGGAAAUUGUCCUAUGCCAUAGAUAUACAGCACCUGAGACAUUUCCUCUAGUAGUAUCCAGUCUCGA